Molecule: messenger RNA, 1920 nt
Organism: Olea europaea var. sylvestris
Lineage: Eukaryota; Viridiplantae; Streptophyta; Magnoliopsida; Lamiales; Oleaceae
Product: plant UBX domain-containing protein 11
Exons: 10
Coding region: 114-1613 (499 amino acids)
Molecular function (GO): protein binding
Source: RefSeq, a predicted model, not a curated record
CAAUAAAAGAAAUAAAUACAAAAGGACGAAGCGAUCCUCCUUGGUUCAGAAAGAAGUGAUUCACUUGUGCUUUUCUUCUUUUUCUUCCUUCAAAUCUCCCAAUUGUCGCAGAGAUGGAUCAAUCUCUUUCUUCCCUUACAUUUAAAGGAUCAAUUGCGGAAGCAAUUGCUGAAGCGAAACAACAGAAGAAACUCUUUGUUGUCUAUACUUCUGGUGAAAAUCCGGAGUCGAAACUUUUAGAAUCAUCCAUUUGGAGCGAUCUGAAUGUUGCUGAGUCAUUGACAAAGUACUGCAUUUUGUUACACAUCUUGGAAGGAAGCUCAGAUGCGACGAACUUUUCAGCAAUAUAUCCACACAAUUCUGUCCCAUGUAUAACUGCUAUUGGAUACAACGGUGUACGUCUGUGGGAAAAAGAGGGAUUUGUCACUGCCGAUGUUCUUGUUUCCAAUCUUGAGAAAGCAUGGUUAAGUCUUCAUGUUCAGGAAUCGACUGCAGCUUUCUUGACUGCUGCACUUGCUUCUAAGAAACAACAUGCUACUGGUUCUGAAACUGGUUCAUCGGAGCAUGAGAUUGAUAUUCCAUCGGCUUCAACGGAUAAUAAAGUUCAAUCUAUGCAUGCUGAACAGUCAUUGAAUUCUGUGGAAGCAGAUGACAGAAACAGUUGCAAAGAUGCUUCUCAGGAGAUGGAUUCUGAACGGAUUCUGAAUGGGGAUUCUUCGACAACCGUAACAGAAAAUAUAUCACUGAAUCCAUUAGAAGUACAUCCAAGUAACUCUGAAGUUGACCAUAUUUUCCUGGACAAAAAUGUGGACUCCCAUAACCAUCAUUUGGAUGUCGGCAAAGAUAUUUCUCGUGAGAUUUCCAGCAAGGAAAAUGAAGCACAGUUUGAUGUAGAGAAUACUGAAGAAAGUGAAAAAGCUGAUGUUUCGGAUUCCUCUGCUGUUCAAUCAAAUGAUGUGUUUUUAAAUAUUAGAUUGCCUGAUGGAUCCAGUUUACAAGUGAAGUUCUCCAGAAUGGACACCUUGAGAAUGGUCAAAAAUCAUAUAAAUGAAAAUCAAUCAACCAGCUUUGGCUCUUAUAAUUUAGCAAUUCCAUAUCCCCGCAAGGUUUUCGGUGACCAAGAUUUGGACGGCACAUUAUCAGAAUUGGGUCUGACCAAAAGACAAGCAUUAGUAGUGGUUCCGAGUAAGGGAACUAAUUUGCAGUUCAAAGGAGGAUCAUCAUCAUCUUAUCAAACUAACUCUUCCAAUGAUGUUGAUCCUUCAAAUGGUAGCAAUCAAGGGUAUUGGGCAUUGUUGAAAACAGCUUUAUCUUACGUGAAUCCUCUCUCCUAUCUUGGUGGGGGUGCCAGCUCUUCGAGUUCGGCUCAGGAAUCACAAAGUGGCACAUGGCAGUAUAGUCCAAACUCCUCAGUUGUGAAUAACCCAAGGGGUGUUGGUCGACCGUCCACUGAUCAAAAUACAUCUACUAGCAGCAGGGGCAGGCAGCAACCUUCUCAGUUUGGUGGAAACAUCCACACCUUGAAACACGAGGAUGAUGAUCGAUUCAAUGACAAAAAUGCCUUUUGGAAUGGAAACUCUACACAAUAUGGCGGUGAUAGUGAUGGAAAAUGAGCAGAGUCGCGCCUUUUUGCUACUGCAUAGUAAGAACUUGCGUUUCAAUUCAGGCAAGGGGAUAGUUGUUCCUUCCUCUACGAAUCAUUUGAUAAUUAUCUACUUAUUGUUAAUAAUUCACCUCUUUACAUCUUUGUUGUAUUGGAGUGAUUUCUAGUCUUGGUUUAGAAUGGAAUAUACCAUUUGUGAUUUUCUUCCCCCUAUUAGGUUCUAAUGACAUCAAAAUUAGUCGAGGUUUGGCUAUUUUUGUUCGCUUAAAGUUGGAAAAUGGUCUAGAAGGGAACUUCUAUCUAGCUGUUUCGAUGAA